CUGACCAGGAAACAAACACGGACUCCCUGCCUUGGGACCACAGGAGUCUUAGUCACUGGACCACCAGGGAAGACCCCAUUUCUGUCUUUAUCUGUGCCUGUUUCAACUUUUGAAGUGACCCCAUGCCUCUUCUCCUGCAGAUAGAUCUCUCCUACCUUCUGGGGCUUCACCCACAUUCCACCUCUUUUGGGAAGCACCCCCUUGAUUUUUGUGAUCCCGCCCCCAACUCAGCCUCCUCUCAUCUUGUGUUCAUCGUAGCCCUCCGUGUUAUCUGCUAUUCUGCAGGAUGGAGGCUGAUCUGUCUGACUUUAACAUCGAUGCCCCCCGUUGGGACCAGUGCACUUUCCUGGGGCGGGUGAAGCACUUCUUCAAUAUUACGGACCCCCGCACGGUCCUGGUACCAGAGCGGGAGCUAGACUGGGCCAAAGUGAUGGUGGAGCAGAGCAGGAUGGGGACUGUGCCCCCGGGCACCCAGGUGGAGCAGCUUUUCUAUGCUAAGAAGCUGUACGACUCAGCCUUCCACCCUGACACUGGGGACAAGAUGAACGUCAUUGGGCGGAUGUCCUUCCAGGUCCCCGGUGGCAUGAUCAUCACGGGCUUCAUGCUCCAGUUCUACAGGACGAUGCCGGCAGUGAUCUUCUGGCAGUGGGUGAACCAGUCCUUCAAUGCCUUAGUCAACUACACCAACAGGAAUGCGGCUUCCCCCACAUCGGUCAGGCAGAUGGGUGUUUCCUACAUCACAGCCACCACCACUGCAGUGGCCACUGCUGUGGGCAUGAACAUGUUGACAAAGAGAGCUCCGCCCCUGGUCGGCCGCUGGGUGCCCUUUGCUGCCGUGGCUGCAGCCAACUGUGUCAACAUCCCCAUGAUGCGCCAGCAGGAACUCAUCCAGGGAAUCUGUGUGAAGGACAGGAACCACAAUGAGAUCGGUCAUUCCCGGAGAGCUGCAGCCAUAGGCAUCACUCAAGUGGUUAUUUCUCGGAUCACAAUGGCAGCCCCUGGCAUGAUUCUGCUGCCGGUCCUCAUGGAAAGACUGGAGAAGCUGCGCUUCGUGCAGAGAAUCCGGGUUCUGCACGCGCCUUUGCAGGUUCUGCUGUCCGGAUGCUUUCUCAUCUUCAUGGUGCCAGUGGCGUGUGGGCUGUUCCCGCAGCAAUGUGAAUUGCCGGUUUCCUAUCUGGAACCCAAGCUCCAGGACACCAUCAAGGCCAAGUACAGAGAACCUGUGCCUUAUGUCUACUUCAAUAAGGGCCUCUGAAGGCCUUACCCCAGCACAGACCAGUCCAUACACCAGCUCCUCCUCAUCUGCUGUGGAUUCCUGUACCUCAUUCCUCUUUGCCGGCAGGGCCUGCAGGCCAGCGUGGAUUUGGCUGCGGGAGGGUGGCAGUGGGAGGAUGCCUCAUGCUUCUACCCAGGUAUCUGGGUUUAUUGGACUCCAGGGGAUAAAAGCAACCAAGGGGAGAGAGGCCAAGGCUUCUAUCUGCUCUCCCCGAACCCCCAUCUCCUGGAGACCAGGAGCUAAGACCCCUGCUCAGGGAGAAGGUAUUAGGUCCUGAGGGUGACACUCAAGUAAACCAUCUGGAAAAAUUAGGAAACCUGGGAUUCUGGUUCCAGCUGGGGUUGAGGAAGGGCCCCUCCUUGUCUGUUCUCAGACAAGGGCACCCUUCCCGCCAGGAGGGGGUGUGGUUCUGGCUCCCUCAGGAAGAAGGAGGGGAGAGGCUGGGCCACCUUGGACCUCCUCUUUGCUCUUGCCCACUUCCCUCCUCAGGGUCCCCUGGGCAGAAAGCUUCUUUGGGAGUCUUGCUAAACUUGAGAGUUUUUAUCAGGCACCCAGGAGUUUUUAGUGUAAAGCACUGCCCUCCCCACCCCACCCCCCAAAAAAAAACAGGACAUAGUGAGGCAACAGAGUUUUCAUGGUGCUUCAAACCCUGUCUGUUGACACUGGCUUUGUUCUCCUAAAAUCAUAUCUGAUUCUGCUUCUCUGUGUCUGAAAGAUAAAACCACUGACUGUGAGUAAAAAGGACGUAGGUAAGCAUUAACUGCAUGUUUUAGUGGGUAUAAUUUCCUGGCUGCCUCCCUUCCUCAGCCUAUUUGGUUAAACACCAAAGAAAGACUGGUGUGGACUGAAUAGGAAAGGGAAGUUUUAUUUGGACGCCUCUGAGAGGAAACCAACCAGGACCAAAGAGCCUUAAAGGACACACAGCUAAGUGCAGCCACUCACCCUUCCCUGCCAGGGUGCUCUAGGUUAUUUUGGAAGCGUUUGAGGGAGAGGGGGCUGCUGUAGCCAACCUGGGGCCAAUGUCUAUGAGUUUUGUCUAGUAGAAUUUACUGACUGAUCAGAGAGUAUCACUGUCAAUCGAAUACAUUUCUUGAAAGAGCACAAUGAACUGUCUGCACACUGAGUUAAUAAAACCCAGACGGAAAGCAA
Capra hircus (goat) is the source of this 2425-nucleotide messenger RNA. It is a transcript of the gene SFXN2, whose product is annotated as sideroflexin 2. Gene Ontology annotation, cellular component: mitochondrial inner membrane. Gene Ontology annotation, molecular function: monoatomic ion transmembrane transporter activity. The transcript has 12 exons. The coding region runs from base 287 to 1255 and encodes 322 amino acids. Gene Ontology annotation, biological process: serine import into mitochondrion; monoatomic ion transport. NCBI's taxonomy places the organism in Eukaryota, Metazoa, Chordata, Mammalia, Artiodactyla, Bovidae. The record is from RefSeq and is a predicted model, not a curated record.